AUGUCUUACUACCCUCCUAAUCCCCAUCCCAGCCCAAUGAACCCGCAUAACUACUCCCACCACCCGAGCAUGAAUCUUGGCGACCAAGUGGCACCCAUCACCCCUAUUAAUCGACGGGUUGCUAAUCCCACCGUGCGCGGCGGAUUUCAAGGCAGUAGUGGACCGCACCGCCAUUCCCCAAACACAUCCCGAUUCAAUCCUCAUCAGAAUAACCAUAGCAACGGAAGCCACCAGACGACCAAUCCCGGUCAAGAGGGACCAAAUCUUGGCGAUUAUCAGGAUCACAAUGACUUCUCCGACCUCAUGCAAUCGGGCGACUUGAUGACAGGCGGCCUCGGCGAUGAACCACGAGGUGGCGACCAUGACGAACUCCCACCAGCCUUAGAUCUUGAUGACAUUGGACCAAAUAGCCACAAUGCUACCACGACCCAAGCCAGAAACCAAGAGGAAAUCGGCCGCCUUAACGCCGGGGCCCACACCACACCGGAGACAAGAGCCAACCCGGCCGACCUGCGCAACACCGACGGCAACACCCAAAAUCUCGAACCAGCCAACCACAUGACCCCAGACGCAAUCCGUCGGUACAUGGAAACCCCCGAUGGCCUGGCCAGCAUGGUAGGCAUUCUAAUUCAGCGAGGCGGUGUGCGCCCAGAUGACACCAGUGGCCCAUGUCGCCACGUAUAUGGACCUAUCAUCCGGGAACAAGUCCGUACUGAAAUCCGCAACAUCCUGAAACAAACCAACAUCCCGGCGUACACCAAGACCCAUGCGGCCAAUGGUGAAAUGUACAUCAAUGGCCCAUUUGCAUUGAUCCGAGCCCACGUCCUCGCCCGGCCGGCCGCAUGGCGGCAAACCCACCUACCCAUCGGCCUCGCAACCGAUGCCACCGAUGCUGUGGAGAACCUCGAUCGCUUCUUACGCACCAUGGUUAAACAUGAGCGCACCACGCUCCGCAACUUGGUACUCAUCCAAGUCAGACCCGAUGCACGCAUCCGCGCGCCAGGGCCGAUCCCGCGGCUAUUCGACCUCCUCGUGCUCAUCCACCAAGGGCUGACACACCGCCACCACCAUCUCAGCCGAGAAGAAUUACGCAGGUGGGCUACCCGCCCGGUCCAAUUCAGGUUUGCGAUGCUCCGACUCCUUGCCGUCCAUCACUACCUCAAUCGCCCCCCCGGUCAAAACCUCUCGCAGUGGAAUGUCAUCGAUCGGUACCUGGAGAUGCUCGCAGGCCUGAGUCAGGUGACCCUCCAAGCAUACGUCACUUACUCUCCAAACCAAUCCCCAUGGCCGAUCAAACUAACUCACAGUUACCUCAUAGGCACAUCGAGCUCAUCAUGCGCAAAGAUACCGAGUAUUUUGAUGGUAUCAAGUACAUAG
Puccinia graminis f. sp. tritici CRL 75-36-700-3 is the source of this 1377-nucleotide messenger RNA. RefSeq lists its product as uncharacterized. Bases 1 to 1377 code for a protein of 458 amino acids. The transcript is spliced from 6 exons. Lineage: Eukaryota; Fungi; Basidiomycota; Pucciniomycetes; Pucciniales; Pucciniaceae. The record is from RefSeq and is a predicted model, not a curated record.